Molecule: messenger RNA, 840 nt
Organism: Suillus clintonianus
Lineage: Eukaryota; Fungi; Basidiomycota; Agaricomycetes; Boletales; Suillaceae
Exons: 15
Coding region: 1-840 (279 amino acids)
Source: RefSeq, a predicted model, not a curated record
AUGUCUUCUGCUGCAAUUUCGGAGCUUACCGAUGUGCAGGUAUCUCAGUACGCCAAUAUCGGUGCUUUGGCAAUUCUUAUAUUCGAUUUCUGCAUAACAUUCCAGGAUGAGGUACAGUGGACCUGGAACAGGCCAUGGGGCAUAACUCGUGUCAUCUUUGUUAUAUCUCGAUAUCUGCCUUUCGUAGGCUCUGGAUUGACUGCAUAUGCUGCACUGCGUGUCAGCGGUCCGUGUCCCCCUAGUCUGGCGGAAAACAGUAUCGCUGCUGCGGAAGGCUUGCUGGUUAUACGGACAUGGGCAUUCUGGCAAAAGAGCAGAAAAGUGCUGAUUGGAUUAAUCAUAGGUAGCGUGGUGACACUAAUCGGCGCCACUUCUAUCAACGUCAUUCCAAACCACCAGUUGAUUCCGGGAGGGAAGUCUGCUAUAGUAAUGGAAUGCGGCUUCGAGUCGGGAAAAGAUGCUGCACUGGUAUAUCUUUUCUUGGGACUUUUUGAAUGUGUGAUACUGUUCCUUACUGCGUAUAAGAGGUUCAGAGACUACCGGGAAAUUGACAGCUCGAUUGUAGCUGCCGUCUACGGCGGUAGCAUGUUUUACAUGUUGUGCAUCAUCGCCAUCACGCUCAUCAAUGUGAUUGUUGAUGCAGUAGUUCCGGUUGGCUUCACAAACUUAUUUGAUACGCUACAACUUGUCAUUCACAGCGUCCUAGCCUCACGGAUUGUGUUCCACCUUAGAAGGAGCGACGACCAUAUCUAUGAGGCGGACAUGACAAUUCCGGCGUUAGAAACCAUUCAGUAUGGACAACCUCAAAUGCAGACGAAUGAGAGAACGAGUCAAGUUUGA